Acipenser ruthenus (sterlet) is the source of this 3564-nucleotide messenger RNA. Its product is annotated as WAS/WASL-interacting protein family member 1-like. The record is from RefSeq and is a predicted model, not a curated record. The coding region runs from base 472 to 1974 and encodes 500 amino acids. The transcript is spliced from 9 exons. NCBI's taxonomy places the organism in Eukaryota, Metazoa, Chordata, Actinopteri, Acipenseriformes, Acipenseridae. Gene Ontology annotation, molecular function: actin binding.
GUGAAACAACAAUAACAGCCAUUAAGUCUUACAAUUGUGUUGCAGCUGGAUUUGAAAAUCAGCAUUUCUGUUUGAAAGCCUAAUUUUCCAGUGUGCACUUGCUUAUGUGCUGCGUUGUUUUGUUUUUUCCAGUACAUAAUAGCAAAUGGUUUACAAUGUAUGUGAAACUGCAAGAACCACAUCUGGAAACAUUGCAUCACUGAGAAGGUCCCGGAUUGAGAGGAAGCAGAAGUUUCACAAAGUCGCUGUGAAGUAGCUGCACUUUGAGUAAAAUGCCGCUUUUGCAAAAUCUGUAGGGAAAUUAUGUUCAACUGUCAGUGAUGUAAGAAAACAGACAAAAAACGAAACACAGACCGAUUACAGGAAGCUCAUGCUAAACUGAAGGAACUGAAGGAACUGAUGCUUUGAGAAAGCUACCGAGAGCACAUAAGCAGGAGUAAGAAGCACAAGAAGGAAAAUUAAAAAGAGAAGAUGCCCGCUCCACCACCUCCACCCCCUCCCCCACCUGCCGCCCCCCCACCUCCCACAUUCUCACAGGCCAGUACACAGAAACCUGCUCUGAACAAAUCACAACAGCAUGGAAGAAAUGCUCUUUUGACAGAUAUUUCAAAAGGAACAAAGUUGAAGAAAGCUGUAACAAAUGACAGAAGUAGCCCAUUGAUUGAUAAGCCCAAAGGGUCAGGCGGUGGAGGAGGUGGAGGUGGAGGUGGAGGAGGUGGAGGUGGUGGUGGAGGAGGUGGAGGAGGUGGAGGAGGAGGAGGAGGAGGAGGUGGAUUAGGUGGACUUUUCCAGGGAGGGAUGCCAAAGCUGAGAUCUGCAGGGAGCAGAGAAAAUUCUGGAGGGAGCAGAGCUCCAAUACUGCCCCCUGGAGGACGACCAACAAGUGGUAACUCUGCCCCCCCACCCAGAUUUUCUGGAACACCUCCUGUCCCGAGAAGCAGUGCUCCAGACUUUCCUAGAGCCAGGAUGACACCCCCCAGGCCAGAGAGUGGAGGGGGGGCCCCUCCUGUGCCCAACACGCCACGCCCCACACCAUCCGGUAUGCAGAACAGAGGCCCUCCACCGGUGCCAGGAGGAGGCAGGCCGUUCAACCCCAGCCCUGCUCCGUCUCCACCCUCCUUCGGUGGCAGGAAUCAGGGCCCACCAUUACCAGGAAGCUCCCCCUUCACUCGUCAGCCUUCCCAUUCCGGCCCUCCAGUCCCCAGCUCGGGUCGGCCUCCACUCCCUCCUGCACCAGGCAGGCCCAUGGAGGACAGGCCCCCACCCCUUCCCACAGGAGGCAGAUCCUCCCUGCAGAGAGACGGGCCCCCAAACCUUCCCUCUCAGAACAAUAAGCCUCCAGUUCCCGCUGUGCCUCGGCCUUCAGUCGCUAGCGGGGCUCCUCCUCCUCCUCCCCCAAGCAGACCAGGUCCGCCUGCCUUCCCUCCCACCCCCCGUGGUGAUGAAGAAACUCCCCGGCUCCCCCAAAGGAAUUUGUCUCUGAACUCUCAUGCUCCAGCUCCUCCACCACCGAUGUCUGGCCGAUCCGGCCCCCUUCCCCCCCCUCCCAAUGAGAGACCACCACCCCCCUUCAGAGAACCUCCUGGCCGAUCAGGGCCCCUCCCCCCUCCACCUCCCAUUGGUAGGAACGGAGGCAGCGUGAGGUCAUCCCCUCCACCACCUCCACCCAACCGGCCUGGAGCCGAGCCCCACAGGGGCGGGGGGAGACCCCCACUCCCUCCUGACAGACCUGGCAGUGGAGCUCCACUUCCGCCUCCGCCACCAAUGAGAAACGGCUUCCAAGACUCUCCCCACAUGGCAUGCGAAGAUGAGUGGGAAGGUAGAUUCUCUUUCCAUCCUAUUUCAGAGUUGCCACCACCUGACCCAUAUAUACCAACUCAGAAGGUCUACCCCAGCAAACUGGGAAGAAAUGAAAGCAGAGGCUCAGUAGGAAGAGAAAGAGGUGCUCCACCACUCCCCCCUAUUCCAAGGUGAUCUGGUUGUCUGCACAGGAUUACCACUCCUUCCAUGGGGUUGUGUUCAUGGUCAUUUCUCUUGUGCUUUUUUUCUGUUGGCUUUGUUCAGUGUCUAAUAAGUCUUGUAGCAUAAGGGCUUCAGUGAAGUUAACUAGUGAUGUCUUUUGCUAAUAAAGGUGCCUUACAAAACAACUAACUGUGUUUACAAAACUAUAGAAGUACAGACAUGUUUCUGAAUAUGUGUUUUGUAAAUAAUACAUUUGACAUGCAUUACUACAAGCCAUUUGAAUUAGCAAUGCUAGUUGUCUAUUGGGUCCAAAUAGCAAACAUAAGGACCAAUUUUUAAUUCAUAUUUGUAUUUUUUUUUUUAAAUUGCUCAGGACUGCUGUAGCAAACAAAAUAAAAACAAUAGUAAGGUUUUAAAAAACUCAAUAUCUGUAUGUAUUCUUAUCAAAGCACAGACUGAUGAAGUUGUUUGUGUUUCUUACAUUAAGUAAACUCUGCAAAAAAAAAAUGCAAUUAGAUUGUUAUCUUACAGAUCCCACAUUUUAUUUUUAUGGGUUUUAUAUGAAAAAAAAAAAAGAAUAUUCUGGAAAAAUAUUCUGGAAAAUAAUAAAUUGUAUUGGGUUAUAUAUCUGGGGUUAGUCAUUAGCAUCAUUUGUUGUAAAGAGUAUUUUUAGCCUUAAAAGAAUAAUGGUUUAUAUUGGUGUUGUGCUCACAGUGUUAAAGUGCUUUAACUAUGCAAAUCUACAUGCUUUUUUCUAUACAUUCUUCUUGAAAAUGCCUUACUUCAGAGGAAAGAUUGUAUUGUUUUUGGAAGCAAAAAAAAUUAGUUUUAACUGUCUGAACUGUAAACGAAAUGCUUGUGCAAUUGCUAUUUUUUAACAUUAGUCCAUGUCUAUAAUUGAUUGACAAGUAGUUUAAGCAUUAGGGAGUUUUGUGAAAUAUGACUAUAUUCAUAAAACUUGAAGGACUGUUUUAAGAAAUGUUUUAUUGAGUGUUUACAAACAAUAAGAAUUACUUUAAAUUUUCUCUAGAACGGCUGAAAAAAGGUUUAAUGAACUGUAAGCUUGAUUUAAAAAAAAUGAAGACAAAUGUUGUCCAAAGCCAUGUGAUGUUAUUGACAGAGAUUGUUUUGUAGAAUGUAGGUUUUAUUGUAUUGAGGAUGAAAGCCAUAGUGACUUCUGGUUUAGAACUGUUUUAAAGAUGGAGUCAGUUUAUUAAAAUAGAAAGAAAGAUCACAUGUCUUUUGUGUACAGUACUUAGUAUUGAGCAUGCAUUGGACCAAAAAUAGUUCAUCAGGGGCAGAUCAACAGUUAACACUCCUGCAAUUUACAUAAUUAAAAUAGGACCUUUUUUGGACUAAUAUCAUGGAAACCAGCAUCUCUGACAAUGGAAGUGAUUUUUUAAAAUGCUUUUUUUUUUCUUUAAACCUAUGCAAAAUGUUUUCCAAAUUUUAAAUAAAGAGUUUUUAAAAAGUGUGUAAAAAAACUAAUAGGAAGAGAUUUGUGAUCUGCUACAGUUUUGAGUUUGUUAGUUUGUGGCAUUUGUAUGUGUUUGUGAGUUGAAAGAAUGUUUUGAAUAAAAUAAUAAUAAUCAUAAUAGUAAA